Messenger RNA from Caenorhabditis elegans, 489 nucleotides. Lineage: Eukaryota; Metazoa; Nematoda; Chromadorea; Rhabditida; Rhabditidae. The record is from the annotation of a RefSeq genome assembly.
AUGAAUUACAUAGUUCAAUUUAGUAAGAACAUCUUCAUAUCAACUGAAAUAGUCAUUUUCAAUAUUCUUGGACAGCUCGGAAAUGUAAAUAUACUUUGUUUGACUUUCUUCAAACCCCAGUUGCGUUCAAAAACAGCAUUUAGCCAAUUGUUCAAUUUUUCAAGGUUUGAUGAUGAAGUUAUACUCUUCUGUAAUCCACCAAUUCGACUUCAUCCAAUAGUCAGCAGAUGGUGGUCUAUGUCAAAUGUUUUCAUGAAUACUGUAACUAUCAUUCGUUUCUUGUUCUUAAUUGCUGUUUUUCACCAUAGAGGUCGAAAGGAGAGAAGUGAUACUCGAAAACACAUGAAAAGUUUUAAAGUUUCUGUUUGUGAUUGUUUUUUCAUGGUAUACGCGUUUAAGUGGUUCAAAGACUCAAGAUUUAAGAAAUGGCUCGAGAGAUCUACAAAAGUGUCAACAGCAACUUCUACAUAUGGCCUAUCAAGAUUUUAA